This is a messenger RNA of Diospyros lotus (date-plum), 2686 nucleotides long. Its product is annotated as phytyl ester synthase 1, chloroplastic. Lineage: Eukaryota; Viridiplantae; Streptophyta; Magnoliopsida; Ericales; Ebenaceae. Gene Ontology annotation, cellular component: membrane. The transcript is spliced from 13 exons. The coding region runs from base 364 to 2496 and encodes 710 amino acids. The record is from RefSeq and is a predicted model, not a curated record.
UCUUUGGUUUGCUUCCCCCCGGCCCAAUUUUUUCACAUCCAUGGGUUCUUUUCGAACUUCCCUAUCACAUGAAAUUUGCCAUCUGGAAUCCUACACGAAAUCAACGAGUACAUGCGCUGAGGACCCAUGUUCUGAUGCAUUUCAGGGUUUCUUUCAGCUUUCGUUUUCGCAUCCAGAUUUUGUUUUUCUCUUAUAUUUGUUGGACCGCAUUGCUUUCUCGUAGGCUGUUUCGGGGGCUCUCUUAUUGGGGCUAGUUCUUAGUGUGUUUAUAGGACAUUCCCAAUUGGCCAUUGCGUUAAGCUUAGGGUUCAUUGAUAUCUCAUUCUGAAGUUCUGAAUCUUCUAAAGCAGUCCCAAGUGUUUCAUGAUGUCAAUUGUGAAAACUUUCUCGGCAUUACCAUAUUUUGCUUUAAAUUCAGAGCAUAAGUAUCGGUUUCGAGUUCGAGUUGAGAGUUUAGGCAGUCAGGAGUCGGCGCUGUUGCAUACUGAUUCAGCUACAGUUAAUGAAGUUUCAUCUCCUGUAAAGAAAGAGAGGAUUGGGCAAUUGAUUGAAGUGGGGAAUGGCACCUUGAGGACGGCAACUGGUGAGAACAAGAAGCGGGAAGCUAAUGCUUCAGAAAAGUUGGGGGUAUUGUGGGAUGAUGGCUAUGGGAGUAAAAGUGUCAAGGAUUACCUUGAUAAUGCCAAAGAUAUAAUUAGGCCUGAUGGGGGGCCUCCUCGAUGGUUCUGCCCUGUGGAGUGUGGGCAGCCUCUGAAAGAUUCGCCCGUUCUUCUGUUUCUGCCUGGAAUGGACGGUAUUGGCCUGGGCCUCAUUUUGCACCACAGAGCACUUGGGAAAGCUUUUGAAGUUUGGUGCCUGCAUAUUCCUGUGUAUGAUCGAACACCAUUCCAAGACUUGGUGAAAUUUGUUGAAGAAACUGUGAAGCUCGAGCAUGUUACAUCUCCUCAUAAGCCAAUUUAUUUGGUGGGAGAUUCCUUUGGGGGAUGCCUAGCACUUUCUGUUGCUGCUCGUAAUCCAAGCAUUGACCUAGUAGUAAUAUUAGCCAAUCCAGCAACUUCAUUUGGCAGGACACAGCUGCAACCCUUGUUCCCUCUCCUGGAGUCUUUACCCAAUGAGCUUCAUAUCACAGUCCCCUACCUUCUUAGCUUUGUUAUGGGUGAUCCAAUGAAAAUGGCAAUGGUGGAUGUUGAAAGGACACUUCCUCCUGCUGUAGUCCUUGAACAAUUAUCCAGCACCCUUACUGCUUUGCUUCCUCGUCUUUCUGUGUUGGCUGAUAUUAUUCCGAAGGAUACUCUUCUUUGGAAGUUGAAGCUGCUUAAAUCAGCUUCUUCUUAUGCCAAUUCUCGUCUCCAUGCCAUUACAGCUGAAGUACUUGUUCUUGCUAGUGGCAAGGAUAACUUGCUUCCAAGUGAGGAUGAAGCUAAAAGGCUUUUGGGGUCAUUGCAGAAUUGCAAAAUUCGUUGCUUCAAAGACAAUGGGCAUACUAUUCUAUUGGAAGAUGGUGUUAAUCUAUUGACAGUUAUUAAAGGCACCUGCAAAUACCGUCGUUCAAGGAGGCAUGACUUUGUCACGGAUUUUCUGCCUCCCAGUUUGUCAGAAUUCAAACAAGCACUUCAAAAUAAUGGGUUGUUUCGUUUUUUUACGAGUCCAGUGAUGUUCUCGACUUUAGAAGAUGGAAAGAUUGUGAGAGGUCUAUCAGGGGUUCCAAAUGAGGGUCCUGUCCUACUAGUUGGGUAUCACAUGUUGUUGGGACUUGAACUUGUUCCGCUUGUUGAAGAAUUCUUGAGGGAGAAGAAUGUUCUUGUUCGUGGUAUGGCACACCCUGCAUUGUUUACACAGGGGACUGAAACACAAUCUCGUGAAAUUUCCUUUUUUGAUUUGCUAAGAGUAUUUGGCGCAUUGCCUGUCACGCCAACCAACCUUUUCAAAUUAUUUUCGAUGAAAUCACAUAUUCUACUCUAUCCUGGUGGUGCCCGUGAAGCUCUCCAUCGCAAGGGUGAGACAUAUAAGUUAUUUUGGCCUGAUCAACCUGAAUUUGUGAGGAUGGCGGCAAGAUUUGGGGCUACAAUCGUACCAUUUGGAGCUAUUGGGGAAGAUGAUAUUGCAGAAUUAGUCCUUGAUUAUGAUGACUGGAUGAGAAUCCCUGUGAUGAACGAUUACAUUAGGAAAACUAAUGAGCAGGGUACGAGGUUGAGGACUGAUAUGGAUGGGGAGAUUGCCAACCAAGAUUUCUAUUUUCCUGGGCUUUUGCCCAAGAUACCUGGCCGCUUUUACUAUCUAUUUGGGAGGCCGAUACACACAAAGGGAAGGGAAGAGUUGCUGAAAGACAAAGACAAAGCAAAAGAAUUUUAUCUGCAGAUAAAGUCUGAAGUUGAAAGGAACAUUGCUUUUUUGGUUAGGAAGCGCGAGGAGGAUCCUUACAGGAGCAUCAUUGACAGAACCGUAUAUCAGGCGACCUCUGUGCUGACACAUGAGAUCCCAACAUUCAAACCAUGAAAUAUGGCCUUAAAUUGUAUAUUUCUUUAUGCCUUAACAACUGGACGGCAACAAUUUUUUUCCUGUAACAGUAUAUACCCCAACUUGUGAUUGUCAUUGUCAUCGUGGUCUUCGACCCGGUCGAUUUGUGUACAAGUAACCAUUUUAUGAUCAAGAUCUUCUUCAUGUGCUUCAAGAGAGCACUUCAAAA